GCGUUUUCUCGUGUAAAUUUAUCGGCAUCAGCCAUUUUUCAAGUGGCAUGGAAGUAUAGAUUUAGAAAUAAAAAUAAAGAUAUAAAUUUAUUUAAAUUGUAGUAUAAUAGAAACGUUUAAAAAUGGCUGGUGGCGGCACGUCCACUGGUACGAAAGUGGUGCAAAUAACCAAUAUUGCACCGCAAGCUACAAAGGAUCAAAUGCAAAGUUUGUUUGGAAAUAUCGGCAAAAUUGACGAGAUAAGACUAUACCCAACUGUACGUGAUGUAUCGUGUCCGGUGCAAUCUCGUAUAUGCUAUGUAAAAUAUUUUGAAAGUAGUUGUGUUGCAGUUGCCCAGCACUUAACAAAUACUGUAUUUAUUGAUCGUGCACUUAUUGUAAUACCAGUACAAUCAAUUCCAGAAGAAUAUCGUGCUUUAGAAAUGUCAAAAAACGGCACUAUUGUUCCUGGUUUACAAAAAGCCGAUUCUAAACUACCACCAGAAGUAGUUAAUCGUUUGGAAGGACAAACACCCCAACAGGUUGUAAUGACAUACGAUCCCAAAUUAGAGGAACAUAAUUUGCCACCUUAUCCAGCUUUACCAGCACAUUUAGAUAGCCGUAAAAUAGAAGAAAUACGAAGAACAAUUUUGGUUGUUGAUGUUCGUGAUGAAUGGAGACUAGAUGAUUUAAUGGAAUAUUUUUCUCGUGCGGGUGAAGUAAAAUAUGCCAGAUGGGCUGAAAAGGAUGGAAAAACCCAUUGUAUGAUAGAAUUCUGUCAGCAAAGAAGUGUAAUUGAGGCACUGAAAUUACAAGGAAGUGAAUUCAGAAGUGGCUAUUUAAAUAUAUACCAUUCAACAGAAGCCAUUGCCAAGCCUGAAGCUAAAAGUAAUGAAGCUGCUCAAAAAGAAAUUGAAGAAGCCAUGACUUUGGUUAAAGAAGCACAAAGCAUGAUAUCAGCAGCUAUAGAUCCUGUAAUUGGAAUGCUGGCUAAGGACAAAAGAAGGCAUGGAUCUCGUUCCAGAUCAAGAUCAAGGUCUAGGUCAAAACGAUCACGUUCUAGAAGAAAAAGUCGUUCAAGGUCCAGAGGUUCAAGAAGAAAAAGUAGAUCACGAUCGAGGACGUCAAGAAGAAAAAGUCGUUCAAGAUCCCGUGGAUCACGUCGCCGUAGUCGGUCCAGAUCGAAAGGCUCAAGACGAAAAAGUCGAUCCAGAUCAAGAGGAUCUCGACGAAAAAGUCGUUCACGAUCAAGAGACCGUAGACGAAGUUCUCGAUCACGUCGUCGGAGUCAUUCACGUUCAAGACGUUCAAGAUCUCGUGAUCGUAAAAAAUCACAUCGCAGUAAAGAUGAACGAAGAAGAUCACGUUCUCGUAGUAAACGUCGUUCAUCAUCUCGUGGUCGUAGCAGUCAUUCUAAAGAUACAAAAUCAAGCUCCUCUAGAAGACGAUCUCGUACUCCAAAAAUGCGAAAAAUUGCUGAAGAAUCUAUAAUACGUGACUAUGACGCUGAAGAAAAAAUUGGAUAUAACGAUGAUAAGAAACGCUCACCAAGUGUAGAAAAAUCAGAUAAUAUGGACAUUUCUAAUUCACCAUAAAUCUAGAUUUUAUUUUCUUUACAUAAAAUUUUUCUUUAAAGAAUAAAAAUAUUAUUGAAUUCUCAAAUUUAAAAUAUAAAAAUAAAAAAGUAUAGAUAAAAUGGUUACUUUGUAAGUGAUUAAAACUUAAAUGAAAAUGACGUGUUUAAUUCUGAUUUUUUCAAUAAAGUCAAACA
Molecule: messenger RNA, 1750 nt
Organism: Condylostylus longicornis
Lineage: Eukaryota; Metazoa; Arthropoda; Insecta; Diptera; Dolichopodidae
Product: probable splicing factor, arginine/serine-rich 7
Exons: 2
Coding region: 123-1574 (483 amino acids)
Cellular component (GO): nucleoplasm
Molecular function (GO): RNA binding
Source: RefSeq, a predicted model, not a curated record